AAAGACUUUGCGUGUCGCUCAUCAACAUCUCUCUGUUCUACGGUUCUUGAGUUUGAGUUGCCCAACUUCUAAAUUCUUCAUCAUUUCUUCACCAUAAACAUUCUCCUUUUUAUCCUUUCAGAUAUAUAUUUUUCUUUCUUGUUCCCUCUUCAAAAAAGAAAAAAAAAAAAAAAGGAAAAAGAAAAAGAGGUACUGUUGCUCAAACGCAUCUCCACUACCCGGAUUCAGUUCUAAGUUAGCAUUCAGAAGCAAAGCUCAAGCUAAACGCUAAGGUACCCUUGCCCUUUGGAUCCUUUUUUAGCAUUGACUUCUAGGAUCAGCAUUGUUGAGUUUAAGUUGCCUAAUUUCAAGUUCUUCGCUUCUUCAAGUUCGAUCCAUUCCGAACUCUCCUCAUCUUUGUCCAGCUACUUCACUCAGAGUUACCAUUUCAGAAGUACAACUAAAGGCAAAGAUCAAAUUAGUUGUUCCAACACAAUGGAAGCCCUGUCUAUGGUUGCUCAACCUCUUUUGUCAGCUACUUUUGAUUGGAUGCUCCAGAAGUUGGAUGGUUUCAUUUCCAGCAAUUCUCAGGGAUUACAGGAAGAGGUCCAUGCUAAUUUGAGAAAAUGGAGGACCUUGCUACCGCAAAUCCGUGGUUUGCUCAGAGAUGCAGAAGAGAAGCAACUCUAUGAAAAUUUCGUGAAGAUCUGGCUUGAUGAUCUCAAUGACUUGGCUUACGAUAUGGAGGACAUUUUUGAGGAAUUAAAGGCUGGUAUUGAUGUUCAGUGGAGCAGCUUGAUAGCAGAACCUCAACAAGCCACUAGCAGCAAAUUUAUCCCAACUACAUGCUUCUCUUGUUUCAAAGGCAACAAUUUCAUGUUUGAUUCCCAAACCAUUUCUAAGGUGAAGGAUAUUUCUGAGAGGUUGAACAACUUGGUUGACCAAUCCAUCACACUUGGCCUAGCAAGUUUAAGAGCGCAAGCUGGAGAGCGGCCCAACAGAGUAGAUGCAAUAAGGAUCACCACUUCUCUGCCUGAUCCUUAUGUUUGUGGUCGGGAGAGUGAUAAAUCAGAUAUUCUCCGAGAGGUGCUAGCUGACAGAGGCAGUGAUAAAGGAUAUUCCGUAAUUCCCAUCGUUGGAAUGGGAGGUGUUGGAAAGACAACAUUGGCUCGAUGUAUUUACAAUGAGGUGGGGGGAAGCUUUUACCCCAAAGUUUGGGUCUGUGUUUCUGAUCAAUUCAAUAUUUUGAGCAUAACAGGAUCAAUUUUAAAGGCAGUAUCUAAUGACCAGUGUGAUUUGAAAGAUCUAAAUCUGCUUCAAGAAAGAUUGAGGGAAAAAUUAUCUUAUAAGAAGUUUCUUCUUGUUCUGGAUGAUGUUUGGAAUGAAGGCUCAGUUCCAUGGGACACCCUGCAAAAACCUUUUCAAUUAGGAUCAGCUGGAAGCAAAAUAAUUGUUACAACUCGUAACGAGAAUGUUGUAAAAACCAUGGAUAGGAAAGCCAAGAUUCACCGGUUAAAACUAUUAGAAUUUGAACAAUGCUUGCCAAUUCUAGCUCAGCAGGCAUUAGGAGAGAAGAACUUUGGUGCACAUCCAAAUUUGAAAGAAGUUGGUGAAGAAAUCGUUAAAAAGUGCAAUGGAUUGCCGUUGGUUGCCAGAGUCACAGGGGGCCUCUUACAACGUUCGCUUGACCGGGAAUAUUGGAAAUACAUAAACAAUAAAAUGUUGAAUUUACAAGCACAGGAAAGUGGGAUUCUACCAGUGUUGAUGCUGAGCUACCAUGAUCUUCCUUUUUAUUUGAAGCAAUGUUUUGCAUAUUGUGCUUUGUUCCCUAAAGACUACCCAUUUAAGAAGGAUGAGUUAGUUAUGUUGUGGAUGGCAGAAGGACUCUUGUGGCAAAAACCGGGAGAUCAAAAUAUAUUGGAAGAAAUCGGGCAUCAAUAUUUUUGUGAGUUACUUUCAAGAUCAUUUUUUGAGCAGUCUAGUGGGAAUGAAUUAGAGUAUGUAAUGCACGAUCUCAUACAUGAUUUGGCUCAAUUUGUUGCUGGAAGAACAUGCCACAACCUACAGAAUAUGUUGGAGGUUGAUAAGAAAUCUGAGGUGAAAAUUGAGAAGGUUCGACAUUUAUCAUUCCAUUGUAGUUUUUUUGACGUCUCUGAGAAAUUUGAAGUUCUGAAUGAAAUGAAGAGUUUACGAACACUCAUUGUUGCUAAUCCAAAAGCUCGUGGGUGCUUUUUGGCAAAGACAGUGGUGCUUGAUUGGAUACCAAAAUUAAGAAGCUUAAGGGCAUUAUCUCUCAAGGGUUAUCAUAUAAGAAAGCUACCAGAUUCAAUCAGGGAUUUAAAAUGUUUAAAGUACCUUGAUUUGUCUGAAACUAGGAUACAAAGUCUACCUGAAUCAAUAGUUUUCCUCCUCCAAUUACAAACAUUGUUGUUAUUCAACUGCAAAAGCUUUUCAAAGUUUCCUGUGAAAAUUGGGAACUUAAUUAACCUCCAUCAUCUAGACAUUAGGGGAACAGAUUCCUUGAAAGAGAUGCCAUCCAGAAUAGCUAAUCUCAAAGAUCUGUUGACACUGAGCAAAUUCAUUGUGGGGAAGGAAAAUGGAUCAAUUAAAUUAUCUGAUUUGGAGAACCUUUCACAACUUAAAGGAGAAUUAUCUAUUCUAGAUUUGCAUAAUGUAUUGGAUGUUCAUGAUGCUAGGAAGGCCAGCCUGGACAAGAUUGAUGGUCUUGAUUGGUUGCUCUUGCAAUGGACUUCUGAAGUUGGCAGUUCUAGGAAUGAAGACAGGGAAAUGGAGCUGUGCAAGUGUAGAAGAAGCACUUCGUUACCAUCACUGGGGCAAUUACCAGCACUCAAAGAAUUGAUAGUGGAAGGCAUGGAUGCAAUAGAAACAGUGGAUUAUAUGUUUUAUGGGCAUGGCACUUUUCAAUCUCUUGAGAAGUUGGAGUUUCGUGACAUGUUAGUGUGGGAAGAAUGGACUUCUACAACAGGAGGUGGAGUGGGAUUCUCAUGUCUUCGUGAGCUUGUGAUUGAAAAUUGUUCUAAGUUGAUAGGACAAUUACCCAGUCAGUUGUCUUGUGUUAUUAAUCUUGUGAUCAGAAGAUGCCCAAAGUUAAGAUGCCCAUCAUCUAUGGGUCUUCAGUCACUACAAAAGCUGAAUAUUGAAGACUGCAAUGUGGCCUUUUUGAAUAGCUUGGCUGAUCUCAUCUCUCUUACUAGCUUGGAAAUUAAGAGAAUUUCAGGACUUGUUUGCUUGGCUAGGAGUUUUAUUGAGUCCUUGAUAGCAGUUGAGAAGGUGGAGAUUAAAGAAUGCCUCGAGCUUACUUGUUUGUGGGAGGAAGGUGCCGAGAUAGAAAACCUUGCUCGUCUUGAGAAAAUGAACAUUGAGAGCUGUCCUCUGCUUGUUUCAUUGACGGGGAAAGAACAUGGCCUUCUUCCUUUCAAUCUUAAACAUCUCACACUUUCAAGUUGCAAGGCUUUAGAGUCAUUAACUGAUGCGAUGAUGAUGAAGGUAGAUGGAAGCAGUAGCAGCAACAACAUGUUGAGACUUGAUUCAUUAAGCAUCUACAAUUGUGAGUCUCUCAAGUCUUUACCCACCACCAUGGUUAAACACUUGACAAUUAAUGGAUGUGUCAAUUUUGAGUCUUUACCAGAUGGAGUAUUAUUGCAAGAUGAUGGUGACAGCAACAGCAAUCUUGAAUAUUUGAGAAUAGAGAGACUUCCUUCUCUAAAUUCUGUUGGGAGUGGUCAUCUGCCAGCUUCUCUCCAGGAAUUUACUGUUGAAGAUUGCAAGAGGUUGGAAUCAUUUCCAGAGAGGAUGCUGCAACAUUGUACGGGACUUGAAUCCAUACGAAUUGGGGAUUGUGAAGUAUUGAGAAGCUUAUCCCUUGAUGGCCUCAGCAAUCUUCGUGAUUUGAACAUUAGAAGGUGUGCAGUUUUAGAAUUCUUCCUAGAAAUGGGCCUCUCCUUGCCCAAUCUUAGGUCUUUGACAAUUAUAGGUUGCCGAGGGUUGGAGCGCAUUCUAGAUGGGGGUUUUCCCCCAAACUUAACAGAUCUUAAAUUAGACGGUGAGCAUCUGAAGCAGCCGGCAGUGGAACGGGGCCUCCGCAAUCUUACCUCUCUUCAAAGUUUUGGCAUUUAUAACACGUGUCCUCCUCCGGGAAUUGUGCUUCCUCCUUCUUUAAUAUAUGUCGUGAUAGCAAAUGCAAAGAAUCUGAAAUCCAUACCCAGAGGACUCCUCCAAAACCUCAACUCUCUUGAAUAUUUAGGGAUUUAUUGCUGCCCAAAGCUACGGUCCUUGCCGAGGGAAGGCCUGCCUCCGUCGCUUGGAUAUCUCUGGAUCUAUGAGUGUCCGCUUCUAAAACGACAACGCUUUGAGGAGAAAGGAGAAUAUUUGUCUCUCACUCGUACCAUCCCUCUCGUCCAAAUAGAUGAUGAUGAGGUAAAAACCUACACUCAAACUCACACUCUGAUGUAGAUACAAACAAGGAUAGCCUCUUCUUCUUCUCCUUCUUCUAAUUGUUGGAAGCUAACUUUUCUUACACAUGUUCAUUAGCUAUAACCACCAAAGCCAAUUGUUACCUGAGUGAAAUCUGGAAUGAAGGUACAGACUUAUUAUUGAGGUACCAUAUUACUGCCAGAACAGUACUUGGGAAACCCAUAUCUUUGGAGAUAGCUUCCUUGUAGAUACCUCUAUGAAUUGUGCAUCCGGACUCAGUUUGCAAAUUGUGUUUGCCGAACCAUCUUUACCAUGAUCUAGGGUGGGCAGCCUGCCAGAUAAGCCAGUAGACCAAGCUGUUGUUCUUUGGCAAUGUUUAAUUCUCAGUUAUUUCCAGUUAGCUUAAAUAAUUGUAAGUGCAACUUUGCAAGAACACCAUUUUACUUCUGAAUACUAUUAAAUUCUCUUCUGAUUCUAGGUUGCACCUUAUUUUUUUCAUGUCACUAUUUUCUUAAUUCAUCCCUAACCCACGGUUUUUUUCUCCAACUUCUCUUGACUUAUAUUGAAGACAAUUUAAGGAUAUUAAGGCAGAUGUCUGGUGUCAUGCUACCUUCUAAGUAGGAGGCAACAUUUCUGGCAGUAGCUAAGAAAUGAACAGUCCAAUAAUGUUCAUCCUUAUAGGCAAGUGUAGAGAGCACAAGACAGCUGCACUAACCACUUCUUUGUUUAACUAUGGUCUUAUUUGGGGAUUUAGUUCUGAGAUUAAUGUAAUGUGAAGACAAGAAGAGGUGCCUUUCAAUACCCAUCAUAGUCAUAGCAACAAAUUUCUCCUGUUUCAGGUUAAGACAAUUCAACCAAAAGAGGCUUGCCUUGUAAAUUUUAAAAAUCUCCAAUUAUGUGAUCCUAAGGACAUCAUCGCUUGGAGUCCUGACUCUUUCUUCUCUUCAGCUGCACUCACUGCAGAUAUCCCUCAAGGGUUUUGAAGCUGCUAUUGCAGUUGGAGCCAAGGAAGUAGCAGCAGCUGCCUCAGCUUCAGAGUCUUUUUCAAAGUCAAAAACUAAGAAAGCAUUGAAGAUAGUCUGUCUUAUUGUUUUGAUGUUAUUUCUGUUGCAAGAGAGCUUUAAAUACCUGUUUUUGGGUAGGUUACUAACUACCGUUGAAAUUGUUGUAUAUUCCUUAAGAGGAAAAAGGAGGAAAAGUGGGUAGAAAAGUUAGUCUUAUUUCUUCCUAUUGAAUUCUCAAUCAGUUUAGUCUUCAACUUUGUUGACAUAUAUCAUGUGUCAUGGGUUGCCCUGUAGAAGUAAUGUUGUUGGCACACCUGAUAAUGUUUAAAACUGCAUUCUGUUCAGAAUCCCACGUUAUUUCAAAAAUAAGUUAUGUUAUUUCUUUUCCUUUAUAUCUUAUCUUGGGAGAGGGGGUUGGCAAGGGUGCUGUUGGUUUGUGAAACAUGACAGUGCUUUUCAUGCACACAAAUAGCAUGAAGCUUCUUCUAAAUCCAUUAUCUGAUGCAGGCUCUGAUUGAUUAUGAUUGUCAGUACAUGGCUUUUUGGCUACUGCUAUAAGUUGAUGGAAAUGGAUUACAAGUGAAAAUGCUUUCCAUGUUUUUACUGAUGGGGAUCAGCAUCAUGGACUCAUUGGUUUCAGGUCUUGGAGGUUAUCCAUUUAAUCCUAGAGUUCUAUUAAUAAAUGUUACCGCUGAGG
This is a messenger RNA of Rubroshorea leprosula, 6114 nucleotides long. The record is from the annotation of a GenBank genome assembly. Lineage: Eukaryota; Viridiplantae; Streptophyta; Magnoliopsida; Malvales; Dipterocarpaceae.